GCACAUCUCGCAGCUGGCCUGGGAGCGCAGCGCCAAGAGCCCGGCGAAGCACGGGACUGGAGCCCGCAGAGAGGCUCCGCCGGGGGGCCGAUUUAGCGGCAAAGCCUCAGGAGAAGCUCGGCGGCGGCAGGGGCCAAAGGGGGUUCAGGAAACCUAAGGCACUCGUCCUUUCCUGGGCGCCAAGGCGAAGCGGGACUGAGGACGAGGGAGACUCAGCGAGCGCCUGGGAGCCGGGAGAGGAGACGUGCUCCGGAGGAGGCGCCCAGCGGCAGCCACCUGGGCGCCCAGCACCCACCUGCGCUCGCACACGCAGCCACACCUACUCCAGAGGCCGACUCACACGAGAAACCAUACCCCUCCCCUCCCGCCCCCCCACCACACACAGAGUCACACCUACAUACGCCGUCUCACACUCACUCUUUCUCUCUCACUCACAACUCUCAUCCCUGAGUCUGUACAUCCUUGAACCAGGCAUCCGGAUUGGCGUACGCACGGGAACGCGCGCCGCGGAGGAGAUGAAGAAGCAUCCCCUUCUGCUGUUGUUGCUGCUGCUGUUGCUGCCGCCAUCACCUGCAUCUUCGGCAAGGAAGGUGAGAAGGCAAAGCGAGGGCUGGGGCCGCUGGGGAGAGUGGAGCCCAUGCAGCAGGACCUGUGGUGGGGGCGUCAGUUUCCAGGAGCGACAUUGCUACUCUCAGAGGAGAGAUGGCGGCUCCACCUGUAUUGGACCCACCCGCAAUUAUCGCUCAUGCAACACUGAGAGCUGUCCUCAGGGCACCCGGGACUUCAGAGCAGAGCAAUGUGCGGAAUUUGAUGGGAAGGAAUUCCAAGGCAAAAGAUACAAGUGGUUUCCAUAUUAUGGAGCUGCCAACAAGUGCGAGUUGAACUGCAUUCCCAAGGGGGAGAACUUCUACUACAGACAUAAAGAGGCAGUGGUGGAUGGGACCCCAUGUGAGCCAGGCAAACUCGAUGUCUGUGUGCAGGGCACUUGUCAGGCUGUUGGCUGUGACCACAUGCUGUACUCAUCUAAGAAAGAAGACAAGUGCCUGCAGUGUGGGGGGGAUGGCCAGACCUGCUACCCAGUCAAAGGAACUUUUAAUGCCAAUGACCUCACCAAAGGUUACAACCAGAUCUUGGUCAUUCCUGCAGGAGCCACCAGCAUCCAUAUUGCAGAAGCCACAGCCAGCAGGAAUUUCCUGGCAGUGAAGAAUGUGCGGGGGGAGUACUACCUGAAUGGCCGCUGGACAAUUGAGUUUGGCCAGGCCCUGCCGGUGGCCAGCACUAUCCUUCAGUAUGAACGGGGCUCUGAGGGGGACCUGGCCCCUGAGCACCUGCAUGCCCGGGGACCCACCUCUGAGCCCCUGGUCAUCGAGCUUAUCAGCCAAGAGCCCAACCUGGGGGUGCAGUAUGAGUACUACCUCCCCCACCGACCCCUGGACACGGGCUUCAGCUGGAAUCACGGCUCCUGGAGUGACUGCAGUGCAGAGUGUGGAGGAGGUUAUCAGACACGCCUGGUAUUCUGCACCACCGACAAUGAGGUUUACCCUGAUCACAUGUGUCGGCAUAAGCCCCAGCCAUCUGACAAUCGCACCUGCAACCUUCAGGCCUGCCCACAGACCAAGCGCUGGAAGGCUGGGCCGUGGAGCGCCUGUUCCGCUCCAUGUGGAGGAGGUUCCCAGUCUCGCCAUGUCUACUGUGUUGUUUCUGAUGGGGCAGGCACAGAGGAGGCAACGGAUGAAGCUUCGUGUGCAGCCUUGCCAGGGAGGCCCCCCAACACACGAUCCUGUAACCUGCACAGGUGUGCAGCAUGGAGCUCAGGGCCCUGGGGAGAGUGCUCUGCCAGCUGUGGCCCAGGGGUUCGGAGUCGGACUGUCACUUGUUGGGGUGAUGAAGGUGCUCCCCUCCAAGAUUUUGCCUGCUCCUCAGCGGACAAACCUGCCCUGACUGAGGCAUGUAUAGGCGAGAACUGCCCUCUUCAGGAGCUUGGCUGGCACAUCGGUGACUGGGGGCUGUGCUCUAAGAGCUGUGAUUCAGGCAUCCGGAAACGGCAGGUCAUUUGUGCCGACAGCGAAUCCAACAUCUAUAGCUCCGACCUCUGCCAGACUCACCAGCCCCAGAUGCCAGAUGAAGUGGAAGCUUGUAACACACAAUCCUGCUACCUGCCUCAGGAGGUCCCUAGCAUGCAGGAUGUCCAAGGCUAUGACACCAGUCGCCAGGACCCGUUGGCCUAUUUAGACCGUCCAGAAACCCCUAUCCAAGGUGCCAGGGAGGACUGGUGGGCACACAGGAACCAGCCCACACUCGAGCAUCCCCCUGAAGGAGACAGGGGCUCUAACUUACUGCCUCAGCACUGGCGGUCCGGCUGGAGUAGCUCCAGACCCCAGCAGCACCGACACCAGGAGGACCAUGGGGUGCGGCCACAGCCUCACGGCUGCAGCCACAGUCCCCAUGGCUGCUGCCCAGAUGGUCAUACAGUAGCACCUGGCCCCUCAGGGCAUGGCUGUCCCAGGAUCUCAUGUCAGCAGAGCAGGUAUGGAUGCUGCCCUGAUGGGGCCUCAUCAGCCCUGGGCCCAAACCUCGCAGGCUGCCCACUGUCAUCUGGGAGCAGACACGGGCCCCAAGCAGUCUCCUCUGUGGCUGGGCAAGCUGAGCCUCAGUCAGACCCAUCCAUGGAGUGCCGAGGAUCCCAGUAUGGCUGCUGCUAUGACAACGUGGCUUCCAGUGCAGGCCCCCAGGGAGAAGGCUGCAAAGGCAGGCCUAACUACCCCUACCCAGUCAGGUGCCUGCUGCCCAGUGCACAUGGCUCUUGUGGGGACUGGACUCCUCGCUGGUACUUCAUUCCCACUGUGGGCAAGUGCAACCGUUUCUGGUAUGGUGGCUGCCAUGGCAACAGGAAUAACUUCGUCUCUGAGGAGGAGUGCAUGAGAAGCUGCCAGGAGGGAGCUGAGGACAGUGCCAGAGGACCCCUGACUCAUGGAGCAGAGCAGGGAUGGGCAUCUCCCUCACAGAGGGAGCCCACCCAGCACAGGCAAGGGCCUUCUGGCUAUAACCUGGGAGGUGGCACUGGGGACCGCCAUGAUGCCUCCCAGCAUGGCCAGUCAUCCAGAAGUGAUGACCAGAGUAGGGCUGGGCUAAGUUGGGGUCUGGACCACACAGAGAUAUCCCAGGGUAGGCCUUCCCUUUCAGCUGGCACUUCAAGGCUAGAGCAAGGGGGGCAGUACCUGAGACAAGAUGAGACUCAAUUGCCCAGGACCUUUGAGCAGGAAUCCUCGAAGAAUCAACAUACAGGACACCAGGAUCGGGAGGGCAGGCCAAGUGUAUUUGUACCAAGAGAAGACAUUAGGCAACCAGCUCCACACUUACAGGCUCCUUCUCACAGGAUUGUCUUGGACAAGACAGAAUAUUCCGGGGUUCAGGUCACCCUGGGGCAGAUAGUUCGAUUCUUCUGUAUGGCAGAUGCCAGCCCUGAUGUGAAAUGGCAGAAAAAUGGAAAGCCAAUCAGAUCAUCAGAUAGGCACCAUCUGCAGCCAGAUGGCUCCUUGGUCAUCAGUUCAGUGAGUGAGCAUGAUGCUGGCACCUACACCUGCAGUACUUCUACUGGGGGCCAGGACAGCAGUCGCCACAUUCAACUCUGGAUCACAGGGGAUGAUAGGACAGCGCCUGCAGAGGCUGAGAGGAAUCUUCCUCGGAUCCAGGACCAUAGACACCUGGAUUUGUGGCAGGGUCAGAGGCCCAGCUCCCACAGGCACCAUCAGCCAGGGCCCAGGUUGAGCUUUGACAGGAACCAGCCAGGAGUGGUGGAUGCCAGCGUGGGCCAGCGUGUCCAACUGCCCUGUCGAACACUUGGCUACCCUCCCCCAGUCAUCGAGUGGCAGAAAGAUGGACAGCCUCCUUCCUCACCCAGACACCAACAGCAGCCAGAUGGCUCCCUGGUCAUCAGUCGUGCUACCAUGGAAGACGGUGGAAUCUACACCUGCAUUGCUUUCAAUGGACGAGAAAGAGACCAGCGCUGGGUCCAGCUCAGAAUCAUGGGAGAGCUGAAGAUUAUAGGACUAUUACCUACUGUUACAGUGCCUGAGGGAGAAGACACCCAGCUCCAUUGUGUGGUGAUAGGAGACAAUGUGAAUGUGAGAUGGUCCAGGAAUGGGGUGCCUGUGCGAGGUGAUGGCUACCGAAUCCACCUGUCCCAGGAUGGAACCUUGGUGAUUAACAACACACGAGCCCGUGAUGAAGGCUCCUAUACCUGCAGUGCCUACAGUGAGACUCAGGCUGUAAGCCGCAGUACAGAGGUGAAGGUGAUCCGUCCUAGGCCUUUAGAAACUGUGGAGCAGCCUGGGGACCCUGGCAGGGAGUGCAUCGACCAGCCGGAGCUCGCCAAUUGUGAUUUGAUCCUGCAGGCCCAGCUUUGUGGCAAUGAAUACUACUCUCGCUUCUGUUGUGCCAGCUGUUCCCGCUACCAGCCCCAUGCCCGUCCUGUUUGGCAACAGGGAUGAAAGCUGUCCCCUGCCCUAGCUCCCAAACGCUGUGGCAAGACAUGCCAAUCGGGGGCAGGAUGGAAGGUAAAUACAACUGCCUGCUCUGUAACAGAUUGUCUUUUUCAAAAACCUCUAUCCAUUGUGAAGCCACUGCAGUAGCAGCAGCUGGGAUAAGCUCCCGCCCUAAUCACCUGCACCUUCAUUGUGUGCUCUUCAGACACAAAAAUCAUUUUGUAACGAGACUGCCUAGACGAACACAGAAGCCUGCUACUUCCCAUAGCAAGUUCUAGGGGACGGGACUAGUGCAUGGUGCUUUUAUUAUUUUUCUGGAAGAAAAUUUCGGCUGCUCUAAACGACUCACAUUACUAAUGUUGACUGAAUGGGCACUGAGGUGCAGUCCAUCAGAGUGAAUCCAUGUCUUUUAUAAGGAUCAAAUGAUCCAGCUGUAUCUGAACCACAGUCCAACCUUUCUUUGGGGCCAAGUCAGGUGCUGAUCAAAGAUGUUUCCACAGCCCUAAUGCUCUCACAGCUUCUGGUGUUGUACAAACUCACCUUAAAACAUUCUCUGAAGAGAGAGGAUUAGAAUCUGUUUCUCCCAUCUAGAACAUGGUCCUUGUUGCCUUGAUCCUGAGCGGGGAUUGAUUCACUCUGCAACUGCCUUUUCUGUGGAUGGCCUUCUCUCACAGAUCCAGGUUAAAGUGCUUCAAUAAACCCAAAGCUGUCCCAUACUCUAUUGAUGCUGAGAAGACCAGAACUAAAUAAAGCAGAAAUCUCUGGAGUAACUGUGUUCUGAACGCUGAACGACGCAAUAGUAAGAGCACCAGGUGUGUAAGGGUGAGUGUGAACAGAAGGAUGAACACAAGCAUUACAGCUUAUCCAUAUGGCUAAUUCCCAAUAGGAUUGACAGAACACCUGUAAUCUUGUCUUCAAAUGGAAACCCAAGCCCUAGAUGUGGUGUGGCUUUGAAAAAGACAGUUCUCAUCUGGGACAGUGUCUUCUGACAUGAUCACAGCUGGGCACUGGUUGGAGAUGGACUCAAUUGCAUCAUGAUUGACUAUUUCUCAGGCUACCUUCCUUCUGUCAUUCCAGAGAGGAUAUAUGGUCUGUGGGGAAGAUUUUCUUACUUUAAAAAUACUAUCAGGGACUAUAUUAUCAAGGUUUCUUUUUACUUGUCACAGAUACUACAGAAAUUGGAAAAUAAAGUCCAUUU
This is a messenger RNA of Dromiciops gliroides (monito del monte), 5682 nucleotides long. RefSeq names its product papilin, proteoglycan like sulfated glycoprotein (gene PAPLN). Gene Ontology annotation, molecular function: serine-type endopeptidase inhibitor activity; metalloendopeptidase activity. NCBI's taxonomy places the organism in Eukaryota, Metazoa, Chordata, Mammalia, Microbiotheria, Microbiotheriidae. Bases 516 to 4490 code for a protein of 1324 amino acids. Gene Ontology annotation, biological process: extracellular matrix organization. Gene Ontology annotation, cellular component: extracellular matrix. The transcript is spliced from 27 exons. The record is from RefSeq and is a predicted model, not a curated record.